Molecule: messenger RNA, 2481 nt
Organism: Cuscuta campestris
Lineage: Eukaryota; Viridiplantae; Streptophyta; Magnoliopsida; Solanales; Convolvulaceae
Source: the annotation of a GenBank genome assembly
UUUGCCACUUUGUUUCUUUAUUCCCUUUUCAUGUGCCUUAUACUUUUAUGCUUUUGUUGGCAUGCCCGACACUCCGACAUCUGUAAUGCUGUGUGCACUGCGCAGUGAUGUAUCCUUAGAAAAGCUUUAUCAUGGUGUGAUGGCUGUUAUGAAUUAUGUUAUUCUCAGUUGUUGCUUCAUUAAAUAUGCUACCUCAGAGGAUGCUGACAGGGCCAUUAGAGCCUUGCAUAACAACUAUACUUUACCAGGGGGAAUAGCUCCCAUUCAAGUCAGAUAUGCCGAUGGUACAGUCGAGUACAAGUUAUUCGUUGGGUCACUUAGCAAACAAGCUUCUGUGAAGGAUGUUGAAGAGAUUUUUUCUCCUUAUGGUCGUGUUGAAGAUGUCUAUCUCAUGCGUGAUGAGAUGAAGCAGAGUCGAGGGUGCGGAUUUGUCAAAUAUUCAAAUAGAGAAGUGGCAUUGGCCGCAAUUGAUGGUCUUAAUGGAAAAUUUACAAUGAGAGGAUGUGACCAACCUUUGAUUGUUCGAUUUGCGGACCCUAAGAAGCCUAGAUUUGGGGAGUCAAGGGAUCCAUCAUUUGUGGGGCCUGGCUAUGGGCCUCGCUUUCAAGCCCCUGGAAUUAGACCACCCCAUCCGAAUCUUACAGAGCCCGCAUACAGACAGAAUGCUCCUAACUCAUGGCGUCCCAUGCCCGCCUUUAAUCCAUCACAAGUAUCUAACACUAUUAACACCCAUGGUUUUGGAAAUCAAGUCUCUCCUAGAUCAAAUGACAUGCAAGCGCCCUCCUCAUUGGGUGGCCGUGGUGCUAGUGGGGACAAUUCAUUUCCUAUGCGUCCAGUUCCCUCCCCUUCUCUGACACAACAGGGUGGCCAUAGCAGCAGUGGGGAUAGUUCAUAUCCAGGGUUCCCUGUUUCUUCUUCUUCUUCUUCUUCCUCCAUGCCCCAAAAGGGGUCAAACCAGCCGUUGGUGCAAAGCCUUUCAAUUGGCCAGCAAAAUUCUCCAUCACAGAAGCCUCUUCCAUCACCACAACAUUUUCCCUCUUCCCUGCAACAACAGAAAUCACCUAUGUCGCAUGGGUAUGGCCACCCGGAUACUCGGAUACAUGGAUAUGGGCAGCCUCAAGUGCCAAUAAUACCCCCGUCUGCUGGUCAAACCCCGGUUGGUAAGGCAAUGACACCUCAGCAGAAUGUGCCAUCUGGAUCCUCAAACCAACAACACCAAGCUCAACAGACCCUUCAACAUCAACCACCAUCUCAGUUAGCUCAGAUGAUGUCACAACAAACACAAACUUUACAGGCAAGCUUUCAGUCGUCACAACAAGCCUUCUCUCAGCUUCAACACCAACAAAGGCAGAUGAUGCAACCGCCUUCUAACCAAAACUCAACAACUACUCAGCUGCAGCAACAUUCUUCUUGGCCUGGGCAUGCUCAGCAGCAACCACCUCCAGUCACUUCCUUUCAAUCACCUCUUCUUGCAACUAGUCAGCCUGUUGCCGCUUUAAAAUGUGACUGGACAGAACACACUGCACCUGAUGGGUACAAGUAUUACCACAACAGUGUAACUGGUGAAAGCAAAUGGGAAAAACCAGAGGAGUUGACCUUGUUCGAACAACAGCAGCAGAAACAACAAGAACAAACAAAGCCUUCUUCCACCACCCAACAACCUCAAAUGCAGUCUUACCCUCAAAUGCAGUCUUACCCUCAACAAGGCAUAUCUCCACAGCAAGCUUUUCAUAUGCAAGGGCAGUAUCAAAGCCCACUUCAGAUCCAGUUCCGUGCCCCACAACAGCUUCAACAACAAACAUCUCAAGCAUCAUCUUAUCAUCAGGAUCCUGGAAGGAUUGUUCAACGAAGUAAUCAGGAACAUUCUUAUGCGCAUUUACCACAUGCGGCUGGUUCAGUAAAUGAUACACUUCAUACCCAACAGGGGCUUCAUGCUGGUCAAGAAUGGAUGUCAAAGAGACCGUGAUUCGCCCAGUUGACUAAGCCAUGUCCAUAGAUAGAUAGAGGCUAGAGCAUGGCUUUCCUUGAGCUGAUAGGGGGUUCAGAUAGUCUCAUCAAGGUUAUGAUAGUUUAUUUAAUAUGUGAAGGGUAAUGGCCAGUUGUAUACAAAAGCAAUGUUGUCUGUGUCUUUUUACUGUCCUUUUCUUUUUCCAACCCUUCACUUUCCUGGGAGAGGAUGUAACUGUUUUGGUCGUUGCGGCAUUUACGGGUAUACCCUAAGAAGAAAAACAACCUUGGAUCAUGAGGCCGGUGGCAAUUUAGUCGCUGUUUCAUUAUAGUAGUUUACAUAAAUUGUUGUUUGUGGUAGUAGGAAAAUUUAUCACCAUAAUGCUUAUUAUUCACAUUGUAUUCUAGUAGUAUUAUAUGAUGCAACUUUGUUAUCUGUGGACCAAAACCAGAUGUGUUGUAAGGUACCCUACCACCACCCUUUUUGUUUCUGGGUCCUGUAAAGUGAUUUUGGCCCUUGCUAGAGUCUUUGGA